Messenger RNA from Trypanosoma cruzi, 1230 nucleotides. RefSeq lists its product as uncharacterized. Bases 1 to 1230 code for a protein of 409 amino acids. The record is from RefSeq and is a predicted model, not a curated record. The transcript has a single exon. Lineage: Eukaryota; Euglenozoa; Kinetoplastea; Trypanosomatida; Trypanosomatidae.
AUGUCGAGCAACUACACGCUGGCGAGUCAAUGUCAACUUAGGAGGGAUGAAAUGCAUGAGCUUCUCGUCCUUGCCGCCGCGGCCGCAUCAACGUUAGACACCGCCAGUGAAAAUGGUGUGGGACCGAAGGAAUGCAGCAAACUGGCACUCUGGCGUAUGCUGCUCAGUGAGGCACAUGUACGAACGCUGAUGGUGCACGCAUUGGUGCGUGUGUCGGUCCCAAAGAGCAAACAACAGCUGCUUAUUCAUGGGAACAAAUACAUGAAGGCAAGCAGUUCGGCGAAGGGUUCCACAGAGGGCCAGCAACAUAAUUACCGGGUGGGAAAAGUUGUGGCGCUCAUACCACGCCCUCGGGGGUCGUCGGAUGUCACGAAGACAACAAGUGACGCCCCACCGGCAGGUUCACUUCUUUCGGACUGGCUGCUGGGUGUUGACUUUGGCGAGGCAACCGAGUUGCUGGGAGCCAAGUACGUCUCCAAUGAACCCUUUUCACCCGAGGAACAUGCCGUAUUUCUGCGCUCCUGCCUCUCGACACACACGGACACAACAAAGGCAUCAGCGCCUAUGACGGCUUCAGAGGCGGAUGUAGUUGUCCGCAACCUGCAUGACAUUCGUAAGUAUGUCACCGCAGUGGUGGAAGAACGAAGUGGCAAAGCAGCGGCUGCCGUGUCAGGUGUUGGGGGAAUUAAACGCCCUCGCGAUGACGCGGCUGCGGCACUGGGAAAAGAAGAAGGUGGCAACCGUCACAAGAAGGAAGACGACGAGGAUGAGGAGGAGACUCUCACUCGAGCGCAGCUACUGGCGGAACGCGCGCGGCAUCGCGAGGAGCGACACCGGUGGGAGGCGCUCCUUGACGAACAGCAGCGACAUUUGAGUGGCCUGCGCCAGUUGCUGAAUAGCAAGAAUGGGGAGAUUCAACGAGUGCUGCAUACCCAGCGGCAGGCGGAGGCGGCGCACAGGGCUGAGAUGGAGCAAUGGAAGGUAAAGAUGGAGGAACAGGGGCAGACGAUCCGGCGAAGCGAGCGGAUGCUUGCUGACGAGCGUGAGGUGCAAAAGGAAAACCGCGAGAAGACGGAGAAGUUAGUUGCGCAGCUCAAGAAACUCGCGGAACAAACUCGGAGGUUCAAGGAGGUGUCAGACACGGUGGCGGAUUGGCUGCGUCUGGGCACAAAACAACCAGAGGAGGUACUGGUGGCUCUGAAGAGAAAACUGGCAGAAUCGCCGAAUUGA